AAUCAAAAGACGAAGGGAGUUGGUCUUCUUGAUAUCUUGGCAAGAUCGACAGAUCAUGCUUCUUACAGUGCUACAACGUGGCGCCUGUGAAGUUUUGUAUAGGAUUCCGAAUAGCAAUGAUCAAGUUGAGCGCUCCAGAGAACCCUUCGUUAUUAUUUGCGUCAACCCAGACGUAAUUUAGAGACAAGACAAGGUUCUCGUUCUGCUGGGGUAACGGACCAAGACUGGCAGUGAGAAGUUGUCCGACGUCAGAGACUACUCCCCCAAGUGCACAGCGCGACGUAGAGGGCACACCAUGAUGCAGAAGCCUCCAUUGCCUAGCGAUGAGGAGGGCACUAGGAUGGGAGAGAGUCGGUCGGAGGCAGAGCUCCUGGACUUGGGAGUGCAGGGGACCUCCGGGGGCGUGGCGUCGUCUGGGGAUGCAGACGACCGCCCGGCGUGGGACAGCAAGCUGCAGUAUGUACUGGCUCAGGUGGGCUUCAGCGUGGGCUUGGGGAACGUAUGGAGGUUCCCCUACCUCUGCCAUCAGAACGGAGGAGGCGCAUUCAUGGUUCUCUAUGUCAUGCUGUUGUUGGUGGUGGGGGUUCCCCUGUUCUUCAUGGAGCUGGCUGCGGGCCAGUGUAUCCGUCAGGGCAGCAUCGGUGUGUGGAAGCACAUCUCCCCUAAGCUGGCCGGUAUCGGCUACUCCAGCUGCAUGGUGUGUUUCUUUGUGGCUCUCUACUACAAUGUCAUCAUCGCAUGGAGUCUCUUCUACAUGGGCAACUCCUUCCAGUAUCCUCUACCCUGGGAGCAGUGUCCCAUCAACAUGACCAUCAAUAAAACUGUAAAGGAAUGCUUAGGUAGCUCCCCAACCUCAUACUUCUGGUUCCGGAAGGCUCUAGACAUCACAGACUCCAUCGAUGAGUCUGGUGAGUUUAACCCCAUCAUGACGGGCUGUCUGCUGGCUGCCUGGGCCAUCGUCUGUCUAGCCAUGAUCAAAGGCAUCAAGUCCUCUGCCAAGGUGAUGUAUUUCUCCUCAGUCUUCCCCUAUGCUGUGCUGUUCAUCUUCCUCGUCAGAGGCUUGAUGCUGGAUGGAGCCAAGGAGGGAAUCGCCUACAUGUUCUACCCUAAAAUAGAAAUUUGGGCUGAGGUGCAGGUGUGGCGGCAGGCAGCCACACAGGUGUUCUUUGCCCUGGGCCUGGGCUACGGCUCUGUGAUUGCCUACUCUUCCUACAACCCCAUCCACAACAACUGUCACCGUGACGCGCUCAUGGUCUCUUGCAUCAACUUCAUGACCUCAGUGCUCGCAUCACUGGUGGUGUUCGUAGUGCUGGGCUUCAGGGCCAAGAACAUUGUCCUGAACUGCAUCACCCAAAAUCUGGGCCUGUUAAACGACAUGGCCACACAUGGAAGCAACCAUCACUGGUGGCCGUGGUUCAACAUGUCUGAUCCUGCCUCCGUCACCAUACCUGACUACAGAGAGUGGUACCAUCACUACGGCUCCCAGGUGGGGACAAACAUCACCGACUGUGACCUGGAUGAGGAGAUGAGCAAGGGUGUGGAAGGGACGGGCCUGGCGUUCAUUGCCUUCACAGAGGCCAUGGCCCAGUUCCCUGCCAGCCCCUUCUGGUCCACGCUCUUCUUCCUCAUGCUGCUCAACCUGGGCAUGAGCACCAUGUUCGGCACCAUGCAGGGGAUCCUCACCCCCCUCAUGGACAACUUCAGCCUGCUGGGACGCCACCGGACCAUGCUCACAGUGUGCAGCUGUGCCCUGGGCUUUGUGAUCGGACUUUUGUUUACCCAGCGCUCAGGGAACUACUUUGUGACAAUGUUCGAUGACUACUCUGCCACCCUACCCCUGAUCAUCGUGGUGGUCUUUGAGACAUUCGCUGUGGCCUGGGUGUACGGAGCUGACCGCUUCUUGGAUGACAUUGAGAUCAUGCUGAAAUGGCGCCCCCCGGUGCUGUAUAAGUACCUGUGGAAGUACGUGUGUCUGUUUGCUAUGGUGGGCCUGCUGGCGGCAAGUCUACUGCGAAUGGUCUUCAAACGACCGACCUACACAGCCUGGAACCACACCACGGCAUCGGAGACAACUCUGGAGUACCCAGGCUGGGCCCUGGCCAUGUUGGCCAUGCUGAUCCUGGCUGCCACCCUGCCUGUCCCUGUUGGCUACUUCCACUCCUGGCUGAAGAACCGUGGCAUGGGCCCCGAGGGGGAGCUCGCGGGCCAGGAGAUAGACAGAGAGAGGUACACCAAGUGCAACUCCAGCGACGCCCUGGACUCCAACUCCCAGCAUACCCCUUCGGUGGAGGAUAAUGGCCGACCCAGGGCUAGCUUCCUACCACUGGGCCUUGACCACUACAGACUCCUCCCACAACAGGAAGACGUGGAGGAGGAGGAAGAGGAUACGAUGUGAGAGAGGGGUUUGAGAAUCAAGGGACGAAGAGAGGAGAGUGGCAGUCGGAAAGAGAGCCCCACUUUAGAGAGAGAGAGAGAGAGCGUCUCUUGACUGAAAUAGUGGAAAGGACUCCACUUAUAUCCCCAGACUUUUAAUUGAUAGUGAAUCUUAAUAAUGUAUUACAAUGUAUAUGACCGUUCAUCCAUAUUACCAAAGAAACCUAACAUUAGCACAAUGUAAUAACCUGUAUCCUUAGUGCCAACGCACACCUAUCAGUCAGAUAUCAUAAGUCACCUAUCAUAAGUCACGUAUCAUAAUUGACCUAUCAUAAGUCACCUAUCAUAAGUAUCAUCAUAAUUGAACUAUCAUAAGGGACCUAUUAUAAGUGACCUGGGGUGGCAGGUAGCCAAGUGGUUAGAGUGUUGGGCCGGGAACUGAAAGGUUGCUGGAUCGAAUCUCUGAGCUGACAAGGUAAAAAUCUGUUGUUCUGCCCCUGAACAAGGCAGUUAACCCACCUUUCCCUGGUAGGCUGUCAUUGUAAAUAAGAAUUUGUUCUUAACUGACUUGCCUAGUUAAAUUGACUAUUUACAAAAACCUAUCAUAAGUGACUUAUUAUAGGUGACCUAUCAUUAUACUGAUAAGUACUGUAAGAAGUGCCUUAUUAUAGGUGACCUAUCAUUAUACUGAUAAGUACUGUAAGAAGUGCCUUAUUAUAGGUGACCUAUCAUUAUACCGAUAAGUACUGUAAGAAGUGCCUUAUUAUAGGUGACCUAUCAUUAUACUGAUAAGUACUGUAAGAAGUGCCUUAUUAUAGGUGACUUAUUAUAGGUGACCUAUCAUUAUACUGAUAAGUACUGUAGGAAGUGCCUUAUUAUAGGUGACUUAUUAUAGGUGACCUAUCAUUAUACUGAUAAGUACUGUAAGAAGUGCCUUAUUAUAGGUGACCUAUCAUUAUUCUGAUAAGUACUGUAGGAAGUGCCUUAUGGUUCAAGUGCUGUAUUAACACACCCAGUAUCCUGUUCCUUGAACUGUGAUGACAGUUUCAACUAGCUGCUCACAGGUCAAUUAUAAGUAUGACUUGUAUUCUUGGGUUUCUUGUAGUUUGACUUGAUUCUGCUCCAAAGACACUUCUGAAGGUGAGGAGUAUUGAGGGAAGCGAAGGACUUUAAAGUCCAGCUUGUAUAUUGCGUAGUAAUACUCUUGUAAGACAAGUAGAGGCUCUGAUCCAGAGAGCCACAAAAUAUAUAUUUGAUAUAUUCUGAUAUGCAAUUUUUUUUAUUAGGGUGCUAAACUUAGUUCAAGAAAGUAAGGAGCUGAAUUUGGGGCAAAGAUUGGGAAAGUUGUGCAGUGGUACUUGGUAUGACCAGUAACCGCCCAUAAACAAAGAUCCUGCAAAAGUAACUUCUAAAGGAUGUUUAGAAAAUAA
Messenger RNA from Oncorhynchus mykiss (rainbow trout), 3803 nucleotides. The record is from RefSeq and is a predicted model, not a curated record. NCBI's taxonomy places the organism in Eukaryota, Metazoa, Chordata, Actinopteri, Salmoniformes, Salmonidae.